Molecule: messenger RNA, 4435 nt
Organism: Misgurnus anguillicaudatus (oriental weatherfish)
Lineage: Eukaryota; Metazoa; Chordata; Actinopteri; Cypriniformes; Cobitidae
Source: RefSeq, a predicted model, not a curated record
AUGAAAAAACAAUCACUGACUCACUCUUUUCUGCUGUCAUAUUCCUCACCAACAAAUUUGUUGGGAAGAGACUUGCUAGUGAAACUUGGAGCUGAAAUCCUAUGCAGCCCGGAGGGGAUUAUAGUAACUAUGAAAAAUGGUAUCACCAUGAACUGUUCCAUCACGACCACAAUGAGAACGCAUGGACAAUGGUUACUUUCUGCAAACACCUCUCCACAGGGAGCUGACAUUUACUGGGGGAGGGUGCUUCUGGGGGACACAAGGGACACCCUGAAUGAUCUGUACUGUCAAUGGGAACCUUGGAUAUUAUCAUUAGCACCAUACACUCAGCUAAUAGAUCCAUUGCAUGUCACUUUGUUUUAUGAUAGAACACAAGAGUACUGGUACCAAGAACAAUUUGAUAACAUCGCAGGAGAACAAUGGGAAAUUUGUGGGGCAGGAAUAAUGAUAGGCAAAGAGGGAGUGGCAGCUAUAGUAGAACUUACCCCCGAACAGGAACAAUGGUAUAGAAUGAGGGAAGAGGCAUCACCCCAUAUAUCAUUAUUAGUACAUCCCCAACAUCAAGCUAAAGAUCUAGGACCAAUGGUAAAGAAGGGAAUAAAUUUAACAGAUUGGAGGGAAACCCAACUUCCUGGUGUAAAAUAUUCCCCUAGCUCAGGGUAUUAUUUGAUCACACAAGAAACAAAAGACACCGUAGUGUUGGAACACGAAUGGCUCACAAGAUGGCAUGGUAGGGAGAAAAGUGAUCAUGAAGAUGCUGAAACAAUGUUGAAAAGUUUGCCCGAUCAAUUAUGGACACAGAGUCCCACAGAUGUAGGGUUUUGUAAAAAUUACCCAGAAAUUUCGUUCGAGCUGACAUGUGAUGAUCCAAUUUGGAGGCCUCAAUACAAGCACAAACCAAAGGCAGAGGAAGGGAUCAGAGAUACCAUUGAAGGUUUGUUAACCGCAGGGGUUUUAGAGUAUGCUGAUUCCAAUUGGAACACACCCAUUCUGCCUGUGGAAAAACAAAACACAGGAAAAUUCAGAAUGGCACAUGAUUUGAGAACAAUCAAUCAAAUCAUUAAAACUCCAACUUUACCUGUUCCAAAUCCAUACACUUCUCUGAAUGAAAUCACUCAAAAUCAAUCAUGGUAUACUUGCAUCGAUCUCGCUAAUGCUUUCUUCUGUUUACCUCUUGCAGAGCACUUAAGAGAUAUUUUCUCCUUCACCUACAGGGGGCGACAAAUAAGAUAUUCCCGCAUUCCCCAGGGAUUCAUUUUAUCCCCUGGGAUAUUUAACCAGGCACUGAAAGAUAUGUUACAGGGAGUGAAUUUGCCGGAGGGCACGACUCUCAUUCAGUAUGUAGAUGAUUUGUUACUGGCCGCAGAAACAGCAGAGCAAUGUAUCCAGGCCACACAUGAAGUGCUCAAAAGACUGUAUGAACAAGGCUUCAAAGUGAACAAGAGCAAAUUACAGGUAUGUAGAAGGGAAGUUACUUUUCUAGGAAGAGUAUUGUCAGCACAGGGAUCAGGAUUGUCCAGCCAACAUCGAACCUCAAUUUUGCAACAUGCCAAACCAAUUACAGUAAAAGAUAUGUUAUCAUUUCUUGGCCUGGCAGGUUUUAGCAGGAAUUAUAUUCCAGCAUAUGCAGAGCUGACACGCCCACUAAGGGAAAUGGUUAGGAAGGCAGGGCCAAGGGAACUAAAAGCAAAGUUAGCAUGGGACACAGAGACAGAAAAAGCAUUCAUAGAUGUGAAGAGCAGUUUAUCCAUGGCAGCAGAUUUGGCAAAACCAGAUUAUGACAAGCAAUUUUUCCUAGAUGUUUCACAGGGUAAGACUACAGUAAACGGAGUGUUGUUCCAGAAAGAUCAGGGUAAUCGGAUAGUUCUUAUGUACAUCAGCAUUUCACUGGAUAACAUUGAGGUAAGAGAACACCCAUGUACCAGAUAUGCAGCAGGACUGGCAAAAAUUGUGGACAAAGUUGGGCACAUAGUGCAGGGACAUUGUUUAACAGUUCUCACGGCACAUUCAGUGGUAGCUUAUGUUAAUUCAGCAUCAUUUACACUUUCCACUCUGAGACAAAGACGGUUGGAAAACUGUCUCACACAACCAAAUCUGGUUUUCACACAUGAGGGCAUAAACAUGGCCUCAUAUUGGACAGAAGGAGAACCCCAUGACUGUUGUAUGACCGUGGAAAGGGAAGAGAAAAUUAGACCAGAUUUGUUGACACACAUCAUUCCGGAGGGAGUUAUGGUGUUUUCAGAUGGAUGUUGUUUCAGAGAUUUGAGUGGAACACUGAGGUCAGGAAUAGGUAUUGCAGCACUGCAAGAGGAAGAGAUUGAAAUAUUGAUAGCAGAACCUUUACAGGGACAUCAGUCAGCUCAGAGAGCAGAAAUUGUGGCAAUGACAAAGGCGCUAGAGUGGGGGGAAGGAAAAAUAAUCAACCUUUUUAGUGACUCUGCCUAUGCAGUGGGUGCAGUUGUAACAGAAUUACCUAAGUGGAAAAGAUGUGGUUUUAUGGCAGCUAACAACAAACCUAUUAAACAUCAGGAAGACAUCAUAGCAUUAGCAGCAGCUAUUUUGAAACCCAAGCAGGUGGCAAUCAUAAAAUGUAAAGGUCAUGAUAACAGUAACUCAGAUGCGGCACAGGGUAACCGGAUAGCCGACAUGGCGGCAAAGCAAGGUGCAGGAUACGUCACACAAAUGGUGUUACAAGAUGCAGAACAGGAAGGUAACAAUAACAUUUUAUCUGACCCAGACAUAGCAGUAGAGCAACAUAAAGCAUCACCUGAGGAAAAGUCUAUGUGGCUUCAAAAGGGGGCGGUACGUUUGAACAACGGCUGGGUAGGACCGGACGGUAAACCAGUUAUUCCACCUAGUAUGAUAAAACCCCUUAUCACUCAGGCACACACCCCCUCACAUGUUGGAAUCAAACAAACCAUUUCCAAUCUUAACCAGUGGUGGCACCCAUACCUGGCUGCUACAGUUAAAGAAUUUAUCGCUAACUGCAGGGUGUGCUCCAUACACAAUGUACGUGCUGGAGUGAAAUGUGCCCCAGGUGUCUUCCCGCCACGGGGACCUGGUGAGGAAGUGGUUAUCGAUUACACAGACAUGGGGGACAGAGUGGAAGGUAAACGGUAUCUUUUGGUUUUCGUGGAUGUGUUUUCAGGUUGGCCAGAGGCGUGGCCCACGGGGAAGGAAGAUUCGAUUUCGGUGAUUAAGUGUUUGAUUAACCAAUACAUUCCGCGUCACGGUUUUCCACGAAUUAUUCGCUCAGACAACGGUACACAUGUUAAGAAUACAGAUUUGCAAAAGGUUGAGAGUGCACUGGGAUUGCGCUUCCGUUUCGGUAUUGUAUACCACCCUCAGUCACAGGGUAAGGUCGAACGCAUGAAUCUCACGCUGAAAACAAAAAUCGCCAAAAUCUGUACACAGAUGAAAGUGAACUGGGUAACGGCGUUGCCUUUGGCACUUUUGUCUGUACGAUCGUCCAUUAACCACAUGACGUCAUUUACACCGUUCAAACUUUUGACAGGUCGCUCAUUUCCUGGUCCGUUCAACCCAGUGCACCCUGAACCAAUUAAUGAUCUUGAUCACAGAACGUACUUUGCCAAGCUGAAUGUUCUUGUCUCAAGCUUUUCCAAACAGAAAACCUUAUCACCGGCCCAUCCAGACGCAGAAAUCACUCCAUCGGCAGAGUGGGUGCUUCUCAGGGUGUUUAAGCGGAAGUGGAACGAACCUCGUUGGACUGGGCCAUACAGAGUGACUGAGCGCACAACACAUAGUGUCAGAGUAGCUGGUAAAGAUGACACUUGGUUCCAUUGGUCUUGUUGUUCCCCUACCAACCAACCAGAAAGAUCGCUGGAUACGGUAAGAUUGGACCUGCAGGAACUGCAGGACCAAAAGGGGGAAUCCAACACAGGGGAACAACAACAGGUUGACAUUUCACAACAGCAGGUUGACAUUUCCCAAAAGAACACAAAACUAACACUCAAAGAACUAAAGGGGGACUUAUUCAACAGUCCAGAACAUGAAGCAUUAGCUCACUGCAUUAGCAAAGAUUGUGCAUUUGGGAAAGGAAUAGCAUUGGAAUUCAGAAAAAGAUAUGGAGUAGACAAAGUAGUUAGACAACAGAAAGUGGUGGGACAGUGUGCGGUAACACAGGAAGGGCAAAGAACAAUCUUUCACCUGAUAACAAAAGAGAAAGCCAAAGAUUUGCCAACAUACGACACAUUGAGACAGGCAAUAAAGGAACUCAAAAAACACUGUGAAGAACAAAGAGUAAAAAAGUUGGCUAUACCCAGGAUUGGGUGUGGUUUGGACAGACUAGAGUGGGAAAAAGUAAGGGAUGUAAUCAAAGAAGAGUUCCAAAACACAGACAUAAUCAUUACUGUGUAUGUAAGGGAAUAAUAAGUGGAAAAAGAGGAGAUUGUGAUUUUCAAACAUUUUACAUUUU